This is a messenger RNA of Nanorana parkeri, 3246 nucleotides long. RefSeq names its product ral guanine nucleotide dissociation stimulator (gene RALGDS). NCBI's taxonomy places the organism in Eukaryota, Metazoa, Chordata, Amphibia, Anura, Dicroglossidae. Gene Ontology annotation, cellular component: plasma membrane. The record is from RefSeq and is a predicted model, not a curated record. The coding region runs from base 37 to 2604 and encodes 855 amino acids. Gene Ontology annotation, molecular function: guanyl-nucleotide exchange factor activity. The transcript has 18 exons. Gene Ontology annotation, biological process: positive regulation of GTPase activity; Ras protein signal transduction.
UGACACCCUCCUCCCCCUCUUCCUCCAUUGAUCCCCAUGAUCUACCUAAUGUUGCUGGAGCCCCACCAUGACAAGACCAGCACCCCAGAGAAGAUGUUUGAUGGCUCCAGGAAGAUGAGAAGCCUGUGGGAUGGGGUGAGGCUGGAGGUGGCUGGGGACAGCAGCCCUGUAGUCCUCAGCAGUUUCACCCAGCUAGAUCCUGACCUGCCCCAACUGGAGAGCUCCGCGCAGGAGAUUGGAGAAGAGCUGGAUGACGGUGUUAUCUACAGCAUAUCACUCCGCAAAGUGCAGCUCCACCACACCGCCAACAAGGGGCAGCGAUGGCUGGGGGUAAGCAGGGUACCGUCUCCCAUGGGCACUGCAGAAGGCGGGCUUGCCGGAUCCCGGGAUACCACGUUUGAGAAUGAGUCGGGGCUGAGUCUGUACGAGACAUGCAAAGUUCGGACCAUCAAAGCUGGGACUCUGGAGAAGCUGGUGGAAUACCUGGUCUCUGCGUUCAAAGGCAAUGACUCCACUUAUGUCACUAUUUUCCUGUGCACAUACCGGGCUUUCGCGACCACCAAGCAACUGUUGGACUUGUUACUAAACAAGUUUGGGCGCCUCCAUCCUCAACUUAAUGGUGAACAUUCCCAUAACACUGUGGAUGACCGGCUUGAGCUAAAAAACACCAUCUCCUCCAUCUUAGGAGCAUGGCUGGAUCAGUAUUCAGAGGAUUUUCGCCAGGCGCCUGAUUAUGUCUGUUUAAAGCAGCUUAUCGCUUAUGUGCGGCACAAUAUCCCUGGCUCGGACAUGGAGCGCAGAGCACGCAAUCUUUUGACCCAGUUCCAGCGGCAGGAAAUUAGCGAGGUGGAUCAGGAUGUUUUGGACCACUCAAGUUGCACUUUCCGUCUCUUGGACGAGAGCUCCCUCUUAGAGCCGAAGCCAGACUUCCUGUUUUUCCGGCAGGAUAUGGUGGCUGAACAGUUUACCGUCAUGGAUGCUAAUCUCUUCAAGAAGGUGGUGCCUUACCACUGCCUGGGUUGCAUUUGGUCCCAAAGAGAUAAGAAAGGCAAGGAACAUCUGGCGCCAACCAUCCGUGCCACCGUCUCCCAGUUCAAUAGCGUCACCAACUGCGUCAUAUCCACGUGCCUGAGCGACCGGUCGCUAAAGCCCCAGCAAAGAGCCAAAAUUAUAGAGCGAUGGAUAGACGUGGCCAGGGAAUGUCGUAUUUUAAAGAAUUUCUCCUCUCUGCGCGCCAUCUUGUCGGCUCUGCAGUGUAACGCCAUUCACAGGCUGAAGAAGACCUGGGAUGAAGUUUCUAGAGAGAGCUUUCGGAUAUUUAUGGAACUUUCUGAAAUCUUUUCGGAUGAGAACAACCACUCUUUAAGCCGCGAGCUGUUGAUUAAGGAGGGCACUUCUAAAUUUGCAACCCUGGAUAUUAAUCCUAAAAGAGCGCAGAAGAGGCAACAGCAGCAGAGAGAAAUGGGAGUUAUGCAGGGCACCAUACCUUAUCUGGGCACUUUUCUCACUGACCUGGUGAUGCUGGACACUGCAAUGAAGGAUUAUUUAGAGGGUGGCCUUAUAAACUUUGAAAAGAGAAGGAAGGAGUUUGAAGUUAUUGCUCAGAUAAAACUACUGCAGUCGGCCUGUAAUAACUACAGCUUCACACCCGAAGAUUCAUUUGUGGAAUGGUUCCACAGUGUGGAGCGACUGACCGAGGCGGAAAGCUAUAGCUUAUCCUGUGAAAUUGAACCCUUGUCAGAAUCAGCAAGUAACACGUUGAAGGCCAAGAAAAACACAGGGAUCAUAAAACGAUGGAGCGACCGCCAGCCACCCAGCUCAGAGCCAUGUGCCAGCGUCAGCUCGCAUUCCAAGUCUUUCGAUCAGCUCAAGUGCAGCCCCCACCUCUGCGGAGGCGACAUGGCCGACUCUGUUAGCGUAACCUCAGCGGGAUCUAGCAGCUCUGACGUAGAAGAGAUUAACAUCAGCUUUGUGCCUGAGUCCCCGGACUGUCAGGAGAAGAAGGUACGAGAGGAACAUCCCCAGGCUCCGCCAGCACAGGCCACAGAACGCUGCGCUUCCGUGGGGUUCUGGGAAUCGACAUCGCUCUCGUCUCUGGACACGUCUGGCAUAGGUUCAGGUUCCAGCAGUGCUUCCUCCUCCUCCGUCUCCUCCACUCCUGUCUCUGCCUCACGGACUCACAAGCGAUCUGUCUCUGGCAUUUCCAGUUACUCCUCGCUGUCUCUCCCACUCUACAACCAGCAAAUAGACGACUGCUGCAUCAUCCGGGUCAGCCUAGACGUGGAUAACGGCAACAUGUACAAGAGCAUCCUGGUGACGAGUCAGGACAAAACGCCAGUGGUGAUCCGUAAAGCAAUGGCCAAACAUAACUUGGACGGGGAGCGGGCAGAAGACUAUGAACUGGUUCAGAUUCUAUCCGAGGAAAGAGAAUUGAAGAUUCCGGAUAACGCCAACGUCUUCUACGCUAUGAACUCGGGAGCCAAUUAUGACUUUGUUCUGAAAAAACGUGGUUUCUCCAAAGGGGUGAAAAUUAAACAUGGCUCUAGCUCCACGUUGCCCCGUAUGAAGCAGAAGGGACUUAAGAUUGCCAAAGGCAUUUUCUGACCUCUUGACCUACCCAGCUGUAUCCCAGCCGGAAAGCUGGAGGGACCCAAAGGAAAGCACUUACGUGUACCGUGGGUGAAGGGCUUGAGCUGACCCCCUUCUAUCUUCCAAACAUACUGGCCUUCUCUGUUUCUGGUGUUCUAAAACUUUGGGGAUGACAUGCAUCCGAACAGGUCAAGAGUGGAAUUUGUUGGUCUUCUAAGAUGAACAAGAGCCGUUCAAAAAGUUGGCUUAGACAUGAACCAACUUCAGGUGCCGCUACCACUCCAAAUAUCCCUAAAUUCCAUCAAGGACCCAAGAUCCGCCUCCAUGCCUUAGGUGCCUUCAAGAGCAGGGGGGUUAAGGUAGAGGCCUUUCUACAAAGAAGACUGUGAAGUAGGAUAUUAACCAGCCUGUGCCAUGCCCAGGAAUCCAGUAUUAACACGGACAAAAUGGAGUAGCCCAGUUGGGUUCAGAGUUGACUACAUAAUCUGUAAUGUGAUUGACUACAGAUUUGUAAAGCUGUGAGAGGCUGAUUGGCCCCGGCACUAGCUGUCUUUCCCCUUAAAGGGGGGACAUGUAAAUACUAACACCAUCUCCCUGUGGAUACCAUUAUUUAGCAAGUUUUCUACAAAAAGCACUUUGUAAAACAGACUGUAAAAU